AUGAACACCGAAGAAUCGUCGUCCUCACAAGAAUUGGAGGAGAAAAAACCGUCUCUCCGCGCUGAAAGAUGCGGGAUAGCGUCGCUUUUGUCUUCGCUCCGCAGUGACCAUCUUGCGUCGAAAAUCGAUGAGCUAUCGACCACAGAGGCUGCUGCUUCAGAAGAAAUUCCCGAAGAAAUCCCAGAAAACCGCCCAUUAAAUCGAAAAGAGAAGCGAAAACUCCAGAGAAUGCAGGAAAUUGACCAAGAAGUCAAGAAAAAAGCUCAAGAACCUGUAGAAAUCGCCGAAAUCCCCACAAAUCUUAAAAAUACAUUUUGCGAUAAAGCCACUUUCAACUCGUACAACGCUCAAUUCGGCUAUAAAUCAACGGAAAAUAAUAAUUUUGUGCACUUUUCCAUUCAAAAUGAACAGGGAAACCGGGCUCUUGUGGCUUCACAGGAUAGAUUUAUAAGAAUGUAUAAAAUAGAUGAAACUCCAGAAGUGAUAUGGAAGCAUAAUACGGGAAAUUUGGUGCUGGAUUCUUGUUGGGAAAACUCUGGAAAAGGGGUGUUCUCGUCGUCAAAACUGCGUCCAAUUCAGCUAUUUGAUACGGAAAAUGGAAGUAUUCUCGGUGCUUAUAAUGGAAAAGAUGCUGGGGACAAUAUCACUGCGGCGAUGAGCAUCGGACAAAGUGGAAGCUCAUUGAUAGGCGGAUUCAAGAACAAAUUUCAAAUCUGGGAUAUCGAAUAUACAGGCGACGCUAUUCAACAUAUCAAGUCAUUUGAUAAUGAUUACAACACAGGAACAACGGGACUUCCAAUGUCGAUAACUCCACAUCCAACAAUGCCUGACCUAUUUGCAGCUGGUGGAAGUUCAUCUCUAGUUGCAAUUUAUUCAUUAAAAUGGAGAAAUGCUGUAUCGACGAUUGAAGGAUCACUGAAAGGAUACACGAAUCUACAUUUCUCUCCUGAUGGAUUAAAGCUUUAUGCUUCGGAGAGAAAAGGCGAUAUUCAUUGCUUCGAUACCCGAAUGAACAUGCUAACACAAAUCCUAAAACGUGACAUGACCGCCACACACCGUACACGAUUCUCCAUCGACAAAUCCGGACGUCUCCUAUUCUCGGGAACCUCUGGAGGUGACGUCAUCGUCUAUGAUCUUCACGAGUAUAGUGAGGAGCUUCAGCCGGCUCACGUGCAAAACGUGGCAUCCCGAUGUGUUCCCUGUGUGGAUUUGAAGGGGAAGAAGCUGGUGUUGUGCUCCGGGGAACGAGUGUAUCCGGAUGAUAAGCUUCUUGGAGAUCAGGAUCAGGAAAUUUGUAUGGAUCAUGAAAGAAGCGAGAAUUCAUUUCAAAUCUUCGAAAUUCAGAAUUAAUAAUAUUCAUGUACUUGACUUUCAUCCACUUUUACUAUUGCAUCUUCGGUCCCAUCCCGGUACGGCUUAAAUUCAGCCUAUUUUUAGCUACGGACCAAAUUAGUAUUACAUGUGUGUGUGUGUAAUAUUUUGUUAUUAUUCACUUUGUUCAUUGUUGUUCUCAUUUAUCAUUAUUACAAUAGUUAUUUUCAUUAAUACACCAUUCCAAUA
Caenorhabditis elegans is the source of this 1560-nucleotide messenger RNA. It is a transcript of the gene tcab-1, whose product is annotated as WD_REPEATS_REGION domain-containing protein. Lineage: Eukaryota; Metazoa; Nematoda; Chromadorea; Rhabditida; Rhabditidae. The transcript has 7 exons. Bases 1 to 1350 code for a protein of 449 amino acids. The record is from RefSeq and is marked reviewed.